This is a messenger RNA of Brettanomyces nanus, 4206 nucleotides long. RefSeq lists its product as uncharacterized. Gene Ontology annotation, biological process: phospholipid translocation. Bases 1 to 4206 code for a protein of 1401 amino acids. The record is from RefSeq and is a predicted model, not a curated record. Lineage: Eukaryota; Fungi; Ascomycota; Pichiomycetes; Pichiales; Pichiaceae. The transcript has a single exon. Gene Ontology annotation, molecular function: ATP binding; magnesium ion binding; ATPase-coupled intramembrane lipid carrier activity. Gene Ontology annotation, cellular component: plasma membrane.
AUGUUUUCACUCGCAUUUUUGCACAGGAAGCAGCCUCCGGCACAAAAGAGGCAGAUAUUCUUCAAUGAGCCAGUUCCAUCCGAACAGUUGAAUGAAAAGGGGACCCCAAAGCAACGGUUCCCGCAGAACAGGAUUCGAACCACAAAGUACACGGCUUGGGACUUCAUUCCGAGGGACUUGGCCUUUCAGUUCAGGAAUGUCGCCAACUGUUACUUUCUAGUUAUUAUUGUUCUCGGUUUUUUCCAGAUCUUCGGAGUUCAGAACCCGGUGAUGCAGGCUGUUCCCUUAAUUAUUAUUAUAGUGCUUACUGCCAUCAAGGAUGCGGUGGAGGACCUUCGUCGUGCGCGAUUCGACCACGAAAUGAACAAUUCACGUGUUCAUGUGUUGGCUGGUAUACCUAAUCAUAAUAUUGUCAUUGUGAAGCCUAAUAUAUGGACCAAGUGUGGUGAUUGGUUGAGUAGGGCUAUGUGGGAUACUGGGGGGUCUGUAGUGAGCAAGGUGACUCGGAGCGGGAAGCCGAAGCAAAAGUCCACCACGAGACGCGACAAACAAGGUGAGAAACCCCCGGUCGAGAGAACCUCUGAUGGCAUUGCACCUGUUCGCUCCUCCAUCUCUGCUCACUCUACGAUCUCUGCUAUCUCUGCUACUUCCGCUGCCUUUACCAACUUAGCUGCAACUGUAUCUGGGAUGUCCGCGAUCACCGGAAUCGGUUCCUUAGCACCUAUCAGACCCUCUAUUUCCACAGUUAGAGGUACCGGGAAAGUGUCUCGUUUUGUUUCUGACACCAUAACCAACCCCAAUAUUCUUCCAAGCGGUCAAUCUAAGUUCCAAAACACCUACUGGAAAUUUCUUAAUGUUGGAGACAUUAUCAGGGUUCAUGAAAAUGAGGAGAUUCCUUCGGAUGUUGUCAUUCUAGCGACAAAUGAUGAAAAAGGUCUUGCGUACGUGGAGACCAAGAAUCUCGAUGGUGAAACUAAUCUAAAACUUAAAGAGUCUGUUCAAUGUGGUAGAGGCAUCAAGCAUGCCUCGGAUUUUGAUAGAUCUGCCUUCAGUAUCGAGACAGAACCUCCAACCAAGGAUCUCUACAAGUUCAGAGGUGUAAUGAGGUACCAGAGCUUUCGGAAUAACCAUGAUACCGUUGGAACUCCUAAAUCCGAGUCUGUGUCCUAUAAAAAUAUCAUGUUGAGAGGCUGUACUCUUAGAAAUGUGAGGUGGGCUCUCUGUUGCGUGGUUGCUACAGGUAGAGACACCAAAAUCAUGCUCAACAGUGGUGCAACUCCUUCUAAAAGAUCCAAAAUUGCCAAAGAGCUCAACCUUUUCGUCAUCAUUAAUUUUGCCAUUCUUUUUGUCAUGUGUUUGGCUGCUGGCUUGAUAAACGGCUUAUACUACCGGAGAAAAAAUGUUUCUAGGGUAUAUUUCGAGUAUAAGCCGUUGGCAGGCUGGUCUGCUGCUGCCAAUGGCUCUGUUGGUUUCUUUGUCAACUUAAUCUUGUAUCAGACUUUGGUUCCUAUUUCGUUAUACAUCACCAUAGAAAUAAUCAAGGUUUUUCAGGCGUUCUUCAUUUUCUGCGAUGUGUCUAUGAUCUACGAGAAGUUAGAUUUUCCGUGCACUCCAAAGUCCUGGAACAUUUCAGAUGACUUGGGUCAGAUUGAAUAUGUUUUCUCCGAUAAAACAGGCACGUUAACCGAGAAUAUUAUGGAGUUUAAGAAGUGUUCCAUCGCUGGAAAACAGUACGGAAUAUCUUAUACCGAUGCUGAACAAGGUAUGGAUAAAAGGCAUGGUGUUGACGUAAGUCGUAAGCUUUCUGAGAUGCAAGAGAAGAUCUCUGCAGAUCGCGUGCAGAUGUUGAAGCUACUUGGUAAUAUUAAGAAUGAUCAGUUUCAGGCGGAUAAAGUCACGUUCGUCAGCAGUGAAUUUGUCGAGGAUUUGCUCAAUUAUAAAGAUCCUUCCCGACAAGCCGCCAACAAAGAGUUUUUUCUGGCCCUAGCUCUAUGUCAUAAUGUGAUGACAGGUGAUACCAAAAACGACGAGGGGCUUUUAGUGUACAAGGCAGAAUCCCCCGAUGAAGAAGCCUUGGUGGAUGCAGCACGUAAUAUAGGCAUUGUGUUUAGAGAAAAGAGCAGAGAAGGCCAAGUUGUUUCACAGUUUGGUGAAAACCCGCUCUGUUAUAAGCUACUUCAGUCAUUGGCAUUUAAUUCGACUAGAAAGCGAAUGAGCGUCAUUGUUCAGAGACCUGAUGAAUCAAUAGUGCUGUACUGUAAAGGUGCCGAUAACGUUAUGUACGAGAGAUUGAAAAGAAAUGACACCAACGAGAUUCCUGCCAAGACUGCAAUUCACCUUGGUGAGUUUGCUGAAGAAGGUUUACGAACUCUAGUUAUUGCCAAGCGGGAAUUGAGUGCUCAAGAGUUUGAUCAAUGGCACCUCGAGUAUUUGCAGGCCAGUAAGUCUGUGGAAAAUGAUAGAGAGCAGAAAAUGGAGGCUGUGGGAGAGAAGAUAGAGCGUCAGAUGUCUCUUUUAGGAGGUACAGCCAUCGAAGACAAAUUGCAAGAGGGAGUUCCUAGCUCUAUUUCUUUGAUGAGACGAGCCGGAAUCAAGUUGUGGGUUCUUACGGGAGAUAAGGUGGAGACUGCCAUCAGUAUUGGCUUUUCUUGUAAUCUCUUGGCCAAUGAGAUGGAAUUAUUGGUGAUUCAAGGCGAUGACGAAAGCGUUUGUCAACUAGUAGGAACGAUGUUAAAGGAGAAGUUUGGUAUGGAAGGUUCUAAAAAUGAUCUUAAAGCUGCCGUUAAGGAUCAUUCCACCCCGCAGCAGACUUUUGCUGUAGUAGUGGAUGGUAGGGCUCUUAUUGAAAUUAUGGCCGAUAAAGAAGCUCAGAGGAAGUUUUUACUUCUCUGCAAGCAGUGCAGUUCGGUGCUCUGCUGCCGAGUUUCGCCGGCUCAAAAGGCUGAAAUCGUUAAAAUGGUAAAGAAUGGAUUAAAGGUGAUGACGUUAGCAAUUGGAGACGGCGCAAAUGAUGUUUCUAUGAUCCAAACAGCCAAUGUGGGAAUCGGAAUAGCCGGUCAGGAAGGCCGUCAAGCUGCUAUGAGUUCUGACUAUGCCAUCGGCCAAUUCCGGUUUCUUGUCAGAAUGCUUUUGGUGCAUGGAAGAUGGGCGUACAGACGGUUUGCUGAGAUGAUUCCCUGCUUUUUCUACAAGAACGUGGUGUUUGUGUUCCCGUUGUUCUGGUAUGGCAUCUUUAGUAACUUCGACGGAACUUACUUGUACGAAUAUUCGUACUUGAUGCUUUUCAACCUCUUUUUUACCUCUGUUCCUGUGAUCACUAUGGGAUGUCUAGACCAAGAUGUCAGUGCCAGUGUCUCGCUGGCCGUUCCGGAACUCUACCGAUCAGGUAUUACCAACAGUCAUUGGUCUACUACGCGGUUCGUGUUAUACAUGUUAGACGGUAUGUACCAGUCGUUUGUGUGCUUUUUUUUUACGUGGUUUUUACACUGGCAAGGAAUCUAUGCCAAUCAACAAGGUGUCCAAGUGGACCACCGAUUUUGGUGCGGUAUUUACUGUGCUGCGAUUGCCGUCGUGUCCUGUAAUACAUACGUGUUGUUGAGGCAGUAUCGCUGGGAUUGGCUAACGCUUGUUUUUUGGUUUCUCUCCAAUGCCAUACUCUUUAUCUGGACCCUUCUUUGGACUGCUGGAGAGACAAGCUCUACCGUGUUUUACAAAGCAGCAUUGGAGUGCUAUGGUUCUGUUUCUUUUUGGGCCUUGUGUGGUGUGGGUAUUCUCGCAUGUAUGCUUCCCAGAAUUGUCAUAGAUACUUUUCAGAAAGUAUUGUUCCCGAAGGAUAUCGAUAUCGUUCGGGAGCAGGUCAGAGCUGGUUUAUUCAAGGCGUUGCCUGAAAACUAUGACCCUACUAAUACCAAAUUAUCCAGUCUGACCGUCAACGCCUCCACUACUACCACCGGGGAGAGGUCCCAGGCUGAUCCCGAGCUACCGUCACGUGAUAGGGCAUUUUCACGAACUUUUAAGAAGGCGUUGCAUAUAGUAGGAGGUCAUAAGAAGUCUGCAUUAACUAGAUUGAAGGAGGAAAUGGUCCAGAAGGGUCAGGCUUCACCGAGAAGCUCACUGGAUGGAAUCAGAACUUCUUCCGAUCUUGGUUUGUCUUCUCCCUCUAGGUUGAUGAGAGUGUAUACUACGAGAAGUGAGGUGGAUCUCUAA